Messenger RNA from Dromaius novaehollandiae (emu), 3251 nucleotides. Its product is annotated as myo-inositol 2-dehydrogenase-like. The record is from RefSeq and is a predicted model, not a curated record. Lineage: Eukaryota; Metazoa; Chordata; Aves; Casuariiformes; Dromaiidae. Gene Ontology annotation, biological process: NADPH regeneration. Bases 91 to 1812 code for a protein of 573 amino acids. Gene Ontology annotation, molecular function: oxidoreductase activity; nucleotide binding. The transcript is spliced from 9 exons. Gene Ontology annotation, cellular component: cytoplasm.
CGUCGGCCCCGCGCGGCGGCGCUUCCGCUUCCGGGGCGGGCGGCGGCGCGGCCCGGCCCGGCGGGAGCCGCCGCCGCCGGAGGCGCCGCCAUGGGGCGGAAGAAGAAGACGCUGCACGACUACGCGGCCGAGUUCACGGAGCUGGCGGUGAAGCGGCACCUGCUGGAGCGCGGCGCCGCCGGCGAGGCCGCCGUGGUGGAGACGCUGUACUGCACCUCCUGCGAGCUGCCCAUGCGGGUGCGGCGCGACCGCAUCCUCGAGCACCUCUCGUCGGGCCGCCACUACCGCAACCGCCGCCUCGGCCGCCAGCACGGCCUGCGCGCCCCGCUCCUCCUAUCUGCAGGUCCAGACCUUGGCGCCAGCCUUCCCCUCCAGCUCGAUGCUCCUUCCCUGCUUUCCCAGCCUUCCUUCAUCCUCUCGAGCAACCCCUGCAUCACCAGCGCCGGGACCAGCACCAGCUACAGCAUGGCCCCGUCUCCGCCCUCCUUCCACAAGUCUCUGGUCCCUGUCCACCCCGGCGCCAUCAGCUCCACAACAGGCAUCGCGUCUGCCAGAGAAGACCAAACGCCCUCUACCUCCACCAGUCACCCUUCGGCGUUCGCCGCCUUCCACGUGAGAAGCGCGCCCGUCCCCUCGAAGCAGGCCGGCCAAAGGCUCGUUGUUCCCGAGGCCUCCGACAGCGCGGUUCCGGGAGGGGCCGGGGGACGGUACAGCAGUACUGCUAGCAACGUCGGCCUCGCCCUUUUUGGCGUAGGGCUCGCUAACAAAGCGUUGUUUCAAAGUCUGAUGGAAGAAAAUGGUUGCUGUUUGCUUUACGUUGUGGAAAAUCAGCUGCAAGAGGUGGAACGUGCCUUCAGUGCAGAAUUUUUGGCCAAUACCAGGGUGCUGCGGCAGCAGGAUGCUGAUAUUGUGCUCAGUGAUCAACGGUACAGUCCACAGCUAACUUCCAUGCAUGUUUCUCCGCUGAUAGUCUCUGGAGCCAUUAUUUGUUCACCACCUGAAGAAGCUUCUGAGAUUGUAAUAGAUGCUUUACGAGCUGGGAAAGGUGUAUUUUGCGAGAGGCUACCCAGUUUAGACAGGCAGACAGCAGAAGCUUGUUUUGAUGAAGCUGACAGAUGUGGAAGACCAUUGGUUUGUGGAUUCUACAAGCGUUUUGACCCAGCGCUGCAGUUCUUGUAUAAAAAAGUCCGCGACAGCCAGGCGUUGGGGAGGAUUCACCGGAUAUCAACGAUUAGCAGCAUAUAUCCAGCAGCUUCUCUUAGCUUCCUAAAAAAGUCAGGUGGAAUUUUUUAUAACGCUGCUGUGCAUGAUAUAGAUAUUAUCAGUUUGUUGUUGGGAGAGAGUGCACCAGAUACAGUAUUUUCACUGGGACAUGCAUUCUGUGCAGAUAUGGCCUACUUGAAGGAUGCAGACACUGUAGCAGUCAGCAUGAAAUUUCCUAGCGGAGCAAUUGUUACUUUGGACAUCAGUCAGCACUGCACUAAAAGCUGUGAUCAGAGACUAGAGGUUCACGGUUCUCAAGGAACGUUACGGGUAGAUAAUCAGAAUCCCUUGGGAAUUACGGAGCACGGAACUUCUGUAUCCAUCUAUUCACAGACCCAAGCCGAUCGUUACAGAGAUGCACACAGAGAGCUCUUUCGACACUUUCUUAGAGCCCUGAAAGGCAAAGAACCUCCCGUGAUAACCAAAGAACAGUUUCUCUGGACAAUUCAGGUAGCGGCAGCUGCUGAACAGUCCUGGAGAAAUGGAUCUGCUGUUGACUUACGCAAUGAAGCAAUAGAUUCGUCUGUAAUCAAGACUGAAAUAAUGUGAUACGCACUGCUGUUUUUUGAGGUGAAGGAUAAUCUUUGAGCUGUGCUACAGUGAAGUCUUUUUACCUAGUGAUGUCUCCACCGUUACCUUACUUAUAGAAGAGACUUACUCCUUUACAUUUCCACUGGAAACGCCCAGAACUUGGAGGCACUUUUGAGCUCGGAGGGCUGCGCGCUGAUGGCGCGGAUGCUGCUCAGCACAGCAGCCAGGACCCUCCAGAGAAAUUACGUGCGGUUUUGUCCAGGUGGCAUUUUCUUCUGGAGAGCUGUGUUGCUUGCGGAGUAUUGCUGUCUUGGGAGAGGGCCAGUGCUGCUCGGGGCGUGGUGAGGAGCUGCGACGGGAGCUGUGCGAGUGGCAGCUGUGGCAACGAGGUGGCGAAAUGCUCGAGCAAAUGAGAGCGUUCGGCUGAGCCGUGCUCGCUUCCCUGCAGCGCGUGCAGGAGUGUGACUUCUGCGCUGAACCCGCUCCUGGGCCUCAUAUUUAUUAUUUCAUUUGUUGUUUUUUAAUGGGUUUUUACUAAAUUUUUGCUAUGGAUUUCAAAUACAUAGCUGAAAAGUUCUGAUCAUCUAACUUUCUUGGGGGAUGGGGGAGAGGAAUGGAAAAGCAGGGAGGGAGUCUUCCUACUGUGCGACUGCAGUGAGGGGAGAAGCUGUAGGAAGGCCACGAAUUAAGAGUAUUCCGUAGCGAAGCAACAUGCUUGGGCAUUUCUAUAAGAAACACUGCAUUAUUAAAAUUUUUUUCAGAAAGCAAUCUGUGAAUGUGUACAGUGGGCCUGUACAACGUCUGUUACCGAGAGAGGUGCGUGUCGGCUGGGCUGCUCAGUGCGUGGAUCCAGCGUUGUCUGAUUACUCACUGCAACAGCGAGGUAGCUGUCGGCGUGCUCGUUUUCCUUGCUUAAAUGCAAACCUUGUAUGUUAAUACUUUAGUAGCAAAAGUGGACUAAUAAUCGCUUUCCUUGAGUGUAGGAAGGGGGUGAUUACAUAUUUUAAAGAUAUUUUUUUACAGUCCAGCCCAUUUGGAAUAUACAUCACAGAAAAAGAUAGUGCCUUCAACAACAGGCAAGUCUGCUUUUAAGCCAGGUUAUUUGUAUCUUUUUAUUCUUACGUUGAACUUAUUGCAGAUAUAUAGGUUUGACUAUUCUUGUCUGUAUUUCUCAUAUGCCAGUUUUCAAGCUCUUUUGAAAGCUUUUUUAUUGUAUUAAAAGAACAUUCUUGCCUUGAGUGUUAGCUGAUACACACGUCACUUUUCUUCUUGAAAGAUUCUUUAAUUCUGUCACUUUCCAAUCCUAUAUUUGCAGCAUAAGACUAAAACUAGAAAUAGCUGUGACAUUUAUAACUAAACACAAUUCUCUUGUGGAAAUUGUUUUUAACAGUGUAAUUUUUUCAAACAUGGGAAAGCUAUGGCUGAAUGAUAAAGAUUACUAUCCAUUUCCUACCCUA